Messenger RNA from Aspergillus aculeatinus CBS 121060, 663 nucleotides. RefSeq lists its product as uncharacterized. The record is from RefSeq and is a predicted model, not a curated record. The transcript has 3 exons. NCBI's taxonomy places the organism in Eukaryota, Fungi, Ascomycota, Eurotiomycetes, Eurotiales, Aspergillaceae. Bases 1 to 663 code for a protein of 220 amino acids.
AUGACUCUGAUGCUGUCAGAUGCCCCUUCAAAAUACACACGCACCAUGAAGUAUGAGCCAUGGGAAGUGCCCCAGCUCCACCAGCAAUCCACCGGGGCCUGGGCCAAGGAGCUCGACGAAGCCAUCGACAGCAUCGCCGACACUCUCGUUGCGAACCGAAUCAUAUUCCGACUCGGCUACGGCUUCACCUCACUCGAGCUGUGGAUCGAAUGCGACCGGGAUCAGUUUCUGAAGGCUUUUGAGGAUUCAGACACAUUCCGCACCCCCCGCCUCCUCCCCAAACGGCCCGCCGAACUCGAGCUCUUUUUCAUCACCGCGCCCGACUCACGGCCCCGUCCCCGGCAACAGCAACUGGUCCUGAUCAAAUGCUACUGUGAGGGGCAGCAGCACGACCCGCCCACGCCGUUCCAGGCCGAGGUCGCCGCGGGCGUCGCCUGCUACCACUUCUACUUCGUGCGGUGCGUCCGGUACGGCGUCCACCACCCGUGGUUCAACCUGCUGUACGAGCGGGUGGUCCGGUACAUUCUGGCGCGGCCGGACGAGGUGCGCGCCAUUCAUGGGCGGCUGUCGUACUAUGGACGGCAGGUGUUUGUCCACGCGUGGCGGCAGGAAAAUCCGGGGGAGACUGGGUUCAUGGAGAGGAUUUUGGGGGUGUGGGCUUAG